Arachis ipaensis is the source of this 1142-nucleotide messenger RNA. RefSeq names its product Eukaryotic initiation factor 4E protein (gene LSP1). The record is from RefSeq and is a predicted model, not a curated record. Gene Ontology annotation, molecular function: translation initiation factor activity; RNA 7-methylguanosine cap binding. Gene Ontology annotation, biological process: translational initiation. Lineage: Eukaryota; Viridiplantae; Streptophyta; Magnoliopsida; Fabales; Fabaceae. Gene Ontology annotation, cellular component: cytoplasm; eukaryotic translation initiation factor 4F complex.
CCAUUUAAAGCAAAAGCAUAACCUACAACAGAGCCUCAAAACCCAGACUAGAAGAAAAAAACACCCUAAAGAAUCAAGACCGAAAAAAAAAACCUACAACAAACCCUCAUCGUCUUCUCUUCCUCCUUCAUCUUUCUCAGUUCCUCAGUCCUUAUCCUUCUUGGAGGCUGGAGAUAGAAGGAGAGAGGAAGAAAGAGAACACGACCUUCGGAGAGAGAGAGAGAGAGAGCGAUGGCAACCGAAACAGCAGGAGCAGUAGUUGAAUCGUCCUCAGCAGCAACCGUGCCUUCGCCGGCGCCGGAGGCUGGAUCGAAACACAAGCUCGAGAGGAAGUGGACGUUCUGGUUCGACAACCAAUCGAAGCCGAAGCAAGGCGCUGCUUGGGGUACCUCUCUCCGCGAGGUUUACACUUUCGAUACUGUCGAAGAGUUCUGGUGUUUGUAUGAUCAGGUAUUCAAGCCCAGCAAAUUGCCUGGAAAUGCAGACUUCCACUUGUUCAAGACUGGGAUUGAGCCGAAAUGGGAAGAUCCUGAGUGUGCUAAGGGAGGCAAGUGGACUGUCACAAGCAACAGGAAGGCUAAUCUUGAUAACAUGUGGCUUGAAACUAUGAUGGCUUUGAUUGGGGAGCAAUUUGACGAUGCUGAGGACAUAUGCGGUGUGGUUGCAAGUGUGCGCCAGAGGCAGGACAAACUUUCGCUAUGGACAAAGACCGCAGCAAACGAGGCAGCUCAGAUGGGCAUUGGAAGGAAGUGGAAGGAGAUCAUUGAUGUUACUGACAAGAUAAUAUAUAACUUCCAUGAUGAUUCUAGAACCCGAUCAUCAAAGAGUCGGUACAGUGUAUAAGAGCAGUUUUGGGGCCUUUUCAUGCGCAUGUGCAUGUGCUGCUAGGCUGUUAUGAUAUUUGAUCUUUUAACCAUGUGCACUGUAUACCAAAAUCCACACCACAUUUUUGGGUUGAUGCAUUACCGUACGACAUGUUCCCCACUCUUUUGGGUGUAAUACUAUAUUAUAAUUUUACUUUUUGAUUGCUAUGUUAAAAUUCCUACUAGAAUUCAUUUGUAGUUUUCUAUUUUUUUUUUUAAUUUUAUUGGGACACACUUUAGAAGCUUGAAAUUUUGAGUAUGCCAAAUUGCAGUUUCCAA